This is a messenger RNA of Culicoides brevitarsis, 1240 nucleotides long. RefSeq names its product acyl-CoA Delta-9 desaturase. Gene Ontology annotation, cellular component: endoplasmic reticulum membrane. The transcript is spliced from 5 exons. The record is from RefSeq and is a predicted model, not a curated record. NCBI's taxonomy places the organism in Eukaryota, Metazoa, Arthropoda, Insecta, Diptera, Ceratopogonidae. Gene Ontology annotation, molecular function: iron ion binding; stearoyl-CoA 9-desaturase activity. Bases 105 to 1133 code for a protein of 342 amino acids. Gene Ontology annotation, biological process: unsaturated fatty acid biosynthetic process.
AAGUAAGUUGCGGAGUGAAGACGUGUUAAGAAUUAAAAAAAAAGUAAUAAAAAAAUUAUUUUUAUUUUAUAAGAAAAAAAACCAAAGAACGGAAACAACAAAAAAUGGACAAAGGUGACGACGCAACGAAACAAAAUGAGGAACAAAGUACGAACAAAAAGCAACCAACAGAGCUGAGCAUGAAACGAGAAGCGAGUUGGCCUUCCGUGUUGUUUUUCAUUCAUUUGAACAUCUUGGGACUUUAUGGGAUCAUCGUGCUUUUCACGCAAACUAAGUUAAUUACUUUCGUUUUUACGAGCAUUUUAACGGUUUGCGGCAUUUUGGGAGUCACAGCAGGAGCUCACAGGUUAUGGGCCCAUCGCACGUACACGGCGUCAACGGGUCUCAGAUUCGUUCUUAUGAUCUUUCAAACGUUAGCGGGACAGGGUUCAAUUUAUGAUUGGGUUCGUAUGCACCGAUUGCAUCAUGAGAAAUUCAAAACGCCCGAAGAUCCGCUGUACAGUGACAAAGAUUUUUUGCAUGCACAUGUCUUUGCCCAAAUUAGAAGUUUGAGUCCGAAACAGGAAGCUUUGCUGCAAAAAGUUGACAUGAACGAUAUUGAAUCUGAUAGUAUUGUGAUGUUCCAAAAGAAAUUUUACUGGAUUUUAUACCUCGUCCUUUUCGUUCUUCUCCCGAUCAACGCUCCUCUCGAAUAUUGGGAUGAUUCCGUUCAAGCUGCCCUUUUCGUCGCCUUCUCCUUGCGUUACAUAAUCGUCAUAAACAUCGCUUGGCUCGUCAACUCCGCGCAUUUCGUUUGGGGUCUCGACAAGAACAAGAAGCAAUCUGACUCGAAUAUGGUCUUUAUUGUCACUCGCAGCUAUUGGCCUCAAUAUCAUUAUCUUUUGCCGUGGGAUUAUCAAAGCGGCGAAUUCGGAAAUUACGGAAAUGGAUUGACAACAGCGUUCAUAAGAGUUUGUGCUGCGGUUGGAGAAGCGGAGGAUUUGCAAACGAUGACAACGGAUGCCGUGAAAAAAGGAUUGACAAUGGCUGUUGAUACGGGAAGGCCUGUUGUCGAAUGUUUGAAGGAAGCUGGGCAACAGGAGAUGCUCGUUUUGCAGAAGGAACAUUAUCUUCAGAAUGAGAGACUUAAGUAAAUAAGAGUUCCUAAAGAUUCUCACGGAUUUUGUAAAAAAAAUAAAUUUGAUGAAUUUUUGAUUUAUUUUUUGUAAUAAAAUGCAAAUUUGAUACCAAAUUUUUAUUU